CGAGGGCGUCCCAGCAGUGCACACACAUUCAACCAAGGUUAUAACCGGCGAAUUCUGUGUUCAUUGCCGCCAGCCCAACAUCCGGCUCCUUUCGUGCGGGAUCCGCCGGCCCAGCCGGUGUUCGGGACCGGCAACCGCUUGUCCCCGCCCCACAACAAACCUUCACUCCGAAGCCUGAUGGCGUGCUUACUGGGCACGGCUGCGAUCCUUUCCCUGCAACUCUUGCUCCUCCCAAGCAUGGCUUGGCAAGACGGCAGGCGUUCGUCGACAUGGAUCGACGUGUACGCCAGUCGCAACGCUUCAACGCCAGCGACAGACAGCCCUCGGGGUCGCUAUUGCAGCGGAGAGCCGGGGAGGCAGGCGAGACGGAAUUCUCCGAGCCCUUGGACGAGUGAUACGACGCUGAAGAAGUCGCAUCCAGCCGCCGUCGCCUCCGGCAAAAUCUCGAAUGCGACACUGCAAGCUGCAUUGUUCGGUGCUCUACCAACGCCUGAUCAAACCUAAGCGCAGCCUGAGCCGCUUGCGGGAAUGCUUCUUUUCUGUCCCGUCUCUGUGCGUCGAAACCGACUAGCCUUCUAUUCCGUCGCCAAGUCGGUCGUCCGGAUUGGCUCAACAGGCGAGACUG
This is a messenger RNA of Canariomyces notabilis, 625 nucleotides long. RefSeq lists its product as uncharacterized. The record is from RefSeq and is a predicted model, not a curated record. The coding region runs from base 178 to 504 and encodes 108 amino acids. The transcript is spliced from 3 exons. NCBI's taxonomy places the organism in Eukaryota, Fungi, Ascomycota, Sordariomycetes, Sordariales, Chaetomiaceae.